Messenger RNA from Apodemus sylvaticus (European woodmouse), 784 nucleotides. RefSeq lists its product as uncharacterized. NCBI's taxonomy places the organism in Eukaryota, Metazoa, Chordata, Mammalia, Rodentia, Muridae. The transcript has 2 exons. The record is from RefSeq and is a predicted model, not a curated record. Bases 162 to 521 code for a protein of 119 amino acids.
UUUAAUCACUAGCUCUUGCCCUGAGGGACUUGCAAAGAAACAACAAUGAAGCAGCUCUGUAAUGGCAUCAUGGUUGGCAGGCAGGCAGACAGCAGCACCAAGAGGAAGAGGCAUCAGCAUGGGCGGGCAGACAGCAGCACCAAUAGGAAAGAAGCAUCAGCAUGGGUGGGCAGAUAGCAGCACCAACAGGAAGAAGCAUCAGCAUGGGCAGGCAAACAGCAGCACCAAUAGGAAAGAAGCAUCAGCAUGGGCAGGCAGGCAGCAGCACCAACAGGAAGAAGCAUCAGCAUGGGCAGGCAAACAGCAGCACCAACAGGAAGAAGCAUCAGCAUGGGCAGGCAAACAGCAGCACCAACAGGAAGAAGCAUCAGCAUGGGCAGGCAGACAGCAGCACCAACAGGAAGGAAGCAUCAGGAUGGGCGGGCAGCAUCAGCCACAGUGGACAGGCCCCAGCAGCAACAAAUCAGAUGACUCUAAUGUUCGCUAAGUCUGAAAACCACCAGAACCAACUGAUUUCAUGAUUUGGAAGCUGCCUUAAAAAUGUCCUCUCAUCCGGCAGCCACGCGAAGAUCAGGCUGCCUACUUCAGCACUUGGAUCCAUUAUCCUGCUCCUUAGAAAUUUUGCCGACAAAUACUCACUUUCACAUUAAUGGAAGUAAAUCGCCGUUCUUCUAACGAAGGCCAGUGUCAGCGGUACUUGGAUGGAACCUGAUUUCUUCCCGUUUGCAAGGCUGGCGGGGGCAUCUGGCACGCACUUGCCCGUUAUUAAAUCACUUAUUGAGCA